Molecule: messenger RNA, 387 nt
Organism: Camelina sativa (false flax)
Lineage: Eukaryota; Viridiplantae; Streptophyta; Magnoliopsida; Brassicales; Brassicaceae
Product: signaling peptide TAXIMIN 2
Source: RefSeq, a predicted model, not a curated record
CUAAAACUUGUCUAGCAAAAAUCUCUGAAAGAGCAGCUAUGGGAGAAUGUAGACCUCUAGGCUUCUUACUAGGAUUACCAUUUGCUCUUGUUGCCCUCGUUCUCUCUCUCGUUGGUGCUGUCAUCUGGAUCAUUGGGACAAUAUUGAGUUGUUUGUGCCCAUGUUGCUUCUGUUUCGCUGCGCUGGCCAACUUCGCUGUGUCUCUCAUCAAACUUCCUGUCAAUGUCCUCCGUUGGUUUACCCACUCCAUUCCUUGUUAACAUCCAGAAACAGGAACACUUCUUUGAUCUUAUUUUUAUUAUUAAUGUUCUUCUUUUUAUUUGUUUUUAUUUAUUUUUUAUUUAUUUACUAAUUAUUAUUUCUUUCAUUCCUUCUUCUUGUGAUUAU